AAUUUCAGAUUAUUUCAUUUUAAUACUUCAUUGUAAAGAUAUGGUAAUUUAUGUUCAUUUUCAGCACAUACACAGAACUCUAUGCACCAGUUGUAAUAGAGGAUGAGGAUUCAGGCAGUGAUGCAGAAAGCCUUAGCAUUUCAAAAGAUACAGAAAUGGAACAACCAUCAGCAGCCAACAUAAUUGCAAAUCUGGCAUCCCAGAUUGAUCACUGUGCCAUCAGCAGAUUCAACAUCUGUCGUUCGGACAUUUGGGAUGGAGCUGUCAGAGGGUUUAAGCGUGGAACCUUUUCUGAAAAGAAGGAUCUUUAUGUAAAUUUCUCUGAUGAUGAAGGGAGGUUGGAAGAAGGUAUCGAUAUGGGUGGCCCAAAAAGAGAAUUUCUCUCCCUACUCAUGAGAAGGCUAAACCAGAGACCCAUUUUUGAUGGACCUCCAGAAAGCAGAUAUCUUGUCUACAAUUCAACAGCUUCAAGAGACAAUGAGUACAGGUUGGCAGGGCAGAUGAUUGCUGUGUCUAUCGUGCAUGGUGGACCUGGACCAAAUUUCCUCUCAAAGGAUCUGGUCAGCUACAUGUCAGGGCAGUCCAGCUUCAACUCAUCUGUAGAAGACAUCAAAGAUGAAGUUAUAGGGACAGUGCUGCAAGAGAUACUGAAUGCAUCCUCGCUGGAAAGCCUGCAAGACCUAAUGCUUAGGCACAGCACAAUGCUGCAGACGGCAGGGUGCUUUAAAAGCGUAGCAUCACUACAGGAAAAGCACUCAGUUGUGAGGGAGUACCUCAGGUGGUACAUAAUUGAACGGAACCACAGUGCAAUUGAAAGCACUGCAGCAGUACCCUGCGGUUAUGGCCCCUCUUCUCUGCCAUGUGGAUAAACGGCUAUCUGCUUUGGAUAUUGAAAACCUGUUCAAACCAGACCUCAGUGAAGCUGGAAGCAACAAGAGGAACCAGGAGGAAAGAACAAUCAGCUUCUGGGCAGACUACCUUCUGGAUUGUGAAGAAAGUGACAGUGUUAUAACGCUGGAAGACAUCUUCAUGUUUGCUACAAGAGUGUCUGGCAUCCCUCCUGCUGGCCUGGAACCUCUGCCAAAACUUCAAUUCCUUGAAAGCUCAAAGUUUCCCAUGGCAAACACAUGUGCCAACAUUUUAAAGCUCCCUCUCCUGGAAAACUACAACACGUUUAAAGAAAAUAUGACUUUUGGGAUCAGGAACUCUCCCGGAUUUGGAUGUAUUUAGUCAUAAACCAUCAACCAUUUCGAAAGAUUUAAAAAUUCAAAAUAUUGUUUUAUAUAUUGUUAUACGUACCUUAGUUAGGCAAUGUUACAAAUUAGCCAUGUUCUUAAGUCUUAAGUAGUUCUCAAUGGCAGCUUCCCAGUUGAGAGGAGUUGGCAAUCCACUUUGUCUCUGCAGCUGACAUAGGCGAGCUUCCAGAUCCUCAUCAGCAUCCAGACUAGUUGCAGGUGGCAUCUGGCUGCUGAACCUUCUCACAGCCUCUGCGGAUGUUGGAAAGCCACAGUUCCUUCCGUUGAACCUUAGAGGAAAAUUUCAAGUACAGACAACCUUUUGCUGUAAUCACACCAUAUAUUUUUUGUUCAAAUAAAUAAUUACUUCAAAUAAA
Molecule: messenger RNA, 1612 nt
Organism: Oryzias latipes (Japanese medaka)
Lineage: Eukaryota; Metazoa; Chordata; Actinopteri; Beloniformes; Adrianichthyidae
Product: G2/M phase-specific E3 ubiquitin-protein ligase
Molecular function (GO): ubiquitin-protein transferase activity
Source: RefSeq, a predicted model, not a curated record